Wickerhamiella sorbophila is the source of this 930-nucleotide messenger RNA. Its product is annotated as SAGA complex subunit spt3. NCBI's taxonomy places the organism in Eukaryota, Fungi, Ascomycota, Dipodascomycetes, Dipodascales, Trichomonascaceae. The record is from RefSeq and is a predicted model, not a curated record. Gene Ontology annotation, molecular function: protein heterodimerization activity; transcription coregulator activity. Gene Ontology annotation, biological process: transcription by RNA polymerase II. Gene Ontology annotation, cellular component: SAGA complex. The coding region runs from base 1 to 930 and encodes 309 amino acids. The transcript has a single exon.
AUGCUGGGGGAACGGUACAAGUACCGCAAUGAGAUUCAGCAAAUGAUGUUUGUGUCCGGGGCUACUACUGAUCCACCCACAGCUACGUUGAGCUUAGUUGAGGACAUUGUUCGAGCCCAGGUUGUGGAAUUAGUGUCGCAGGGCAUGGCUCUGGCGCGCAAGCGGGGAGUAAGAGCCAUUAACGUUGAGGAUGUGAUGUUUCUUUUACGGCACGACGUCGCAAAAGUAAAGAGACUGGCAAAUUACCUUUCCUGGAAAGAUCUGCGCAAGAAUGCUCGAGAACAGGAUGGUAAUAGCGGCGGUGGAGUCGAUGGAACGGACCUCAUAGAAGACGAGACAGAAGUUGCCGCUGGUGACGCGGUCAAGAAGUUCAAUAAAACCAAAAAGGUUGGAAUGCCAUGGAAAUUGCAAAACAUGUUCUCUAUUCCUGCCCCCGAUGACGAUGAUGACGAUAGUGACGACGAGGAUAGCGAGGCUAAUCGGGCCAUCGCUGAGCGACUUCGAAACGCCGACUUGAGAACCCAAAAUAUGACAAAAGAAGAGUACGUUCACUGGAGCGAGUCUCGGCAAGCGAGUUUCACAUUCCGGAAAGGCAAACGGUUCCGGGAAUGGGCAGGCAUCUCCCACCUAACUGAAACGCGUCUCCAAGACGAUAUUGUGGACAUUCUAGGGUUUUUAACAUUCGAAAUUGUUGCUAAUUUGACAGAGUUCGCUCUCAAGAUCAAAGAUUCGUCAGACCACCCUAAUGACGAGCAAAAGCGGCCCUCGAAACAGGUGUACUUGUUUGACCGACCCAACAAGCAACAAACUCCACUGCUUCCUCGUCAUAUCCGUGAGGCCUGUGCCGCAAUAGAGGCUCCGCAGCCAAGACAAACAGCUAUGACCACUUACUAUCGCAGCGGCAUGAACUAUGCGGCAAAGAUCAUCUAA